GGGCCGACUUGACCACCGACCGAGUAUGCUCGGCAGAUGGGGCGACUUCGACAGCGAUGUUCUUCUAAAUGCCAACUUGUCUCAAGAAGAUCAUGCAUAUCUCGACGCAGGCGGCGGCAGCUCCGAGUCCAUGCAGCAGCUCGCACGUCGACACACUGCUGACAAUUCGAAGCAAAACUUGUCGUCCACGAUGGAUCGCCCAGUGAGGACUGCCGCGACGUCAACAGCCCUUGCACCGCCGCCCUUGUCGCGUCAAACAUAUCGCCAUGUCAAUGCAAAGUGCGCGAUGUUUUCGUGGAUGCUCGAGAGCGAUUCGCUGCGACACACGGUCUUCGACGCGCUGGCACCAGUGUGGGUCGCCGCCAAGAUUGCCGCCGGACACACCACCAUCAUCUCUCCACACGUGCUUGAUCUCGUUGCCCAACGGCUGGCCAAGCGAUUUCCUGGAACGGCCCUGCCGUCUCACGGCGUGCUCAAGGACCGACAGAUGCAUGCUGAUUCGUUCUGCACGAUUCUGGCACAUAUGAUCACGCCUGUGGUCACCAACACAACCAUUCCAGAAUGUCUCUUUGCUGUGCGAAGUAUUGUUGAGGCAAUCGUGUGCCACGACGUCCGCGGCGACGCAUCCGUUCAAUUUCGUCCGAUCGAAGCCAUAGAGCCCAUCCAAGCAGUAUCUAGGACGCUGCCACCUCUAUCAAGAUCCUCGAACGUGUCUGCGAUCUACAUGGAGCCUGCAGUGAACCAAUCGUUGACUCUGGAUAUUCCAGCGGCACUACAAUUGCCUUCGUCUUUGGGCUCUUCACGGCUCGUUCCAGGAAGCAGUGGCGCCGCCCCCGACAUGGCAGCUGAAGCACGACUGGUGCAAGAAGAUCAACUCAAGCAAAAGCUACGAUUGCGCAAAUACUGGAGCUCGCAGGCUUGCGAGACAGCUGCUCACAUUCUCCCCGAGGAAAUUCCAUUGUUUCAGCGAGAAGACAUGCGAUCAAGAGCCAAAUCUCGCGAGCAAUCGCGUUAUCACGAUGAAGCGACUCCCAUGCAAGUUGAUACCCGACCCCCCACCAGAACAAGUUGCGACUCGACCUCAGACAUUGCGACCUCUCGCCCACCAACACGCCUCCACAGCGCGCGCCUCCAAGACCCAUUUCCUGUCCCAAACAAUGAUAUCACUCAGCAAGAAGGCACGAACGAGAGCUCGAUGGCACUGGUGUGCACGCAGUGCGAUAUCAAUGAAGCGACGCUGUGGUGCUCGCAAUGCUAUACGAUAACUUGUGUUCGAUGCUGGUCUGCUAGUCACAGCACCCCCGUUCCAACGAUCCACGUAUCGCUUCAACAAACCGACCCGCUCCGAAGCUGCGUUCUCACGCAAUCGUUGACCAGCUUGCAUCAAGGACCACCGCUUCCUUUGCUACGGACGCCUCCAACACAUACGACCCACGCGAAUGCAUUGCGUCGACGUCAAAAAGGAAGCAGAUUGCACUUGACUCAGCCACAAGAAGACUCUCACACCAGGGAAGCAACAUUCCACGUUGCCAACAGCUUACCGCUUCGUGUGAUGUCGAUGCCGUCGCUGCCAGGGCCUUUGCCUGAUGCUGCUCGCACCACUGCAACUGAAAUCAUUUCAACCAAGGAUCCGGCAAACACACCGGCAGAUAUCAACCCCACCAUGACCAAACCCUCCAAUCUUGUCACAAAGCGAAGGCAGGUCCUGCGCCAUGCGUCCGUCGAUAUAAACGCAAUGUUUCUUGAAAAAGUCACCAACAGCGACCUUACGAUUCCGUAGUCAAGAUGCCUACAACGAUCACGACGACGAUCCGUGGAUUCGAAACACGACGUAGUACAUGGGCGAAGGACCAGUGACCGGCACGAUGGCAUGCAGCACCUGCUGACUUUGAAGCAUCACUAGACGAUCAGAGACAGACGGCACAGUGGCUUCAUGGUUGGCUCUCGUGUGCACUUGAAUGGCCCCGCUUCCAUCGCGUCCUUCCUCCGGUCCAUUGACGCAGUAGAUGCAAGUGAUCCUGUACCCAUUGUCGUGCUGGACGUCCGUACCGCAAUCCAGUCGCAUCGACUGGCCUUCGCCCGUGCGGAACGCCAGUAACGUCGUGGAAUAUGUGGACUCAGCGCACAGACUCAGUUGGUUGGGCAAGUGCCGUCGUUUGUGGUUGAUUUCGUGCGGCAAUGCGUGCAAUUUUUCAACGAGCUCCGCGAGAGCGGGAAAAUUGUCGGCCAAUUCGGUUGGCAUGCUGGACACGUCGAGGAAACGAACGAGGCACAUGUCUCCUUGCACAAGCUGUCCUUGCUUGUGCAUGCGCAGGACGUCUGACCGCACCAGUGGCACAAAGUCCGCGCCAAGGAAGUCGUCUUGAACGCCGUAGAACUGCGCAUCGGGGGAGUUUGCAUCCAACAACGACGCCAGCGUCGCAUCGUGUAACUGGUCCCACGACGCACAUUCGGCGUCCGGGUCCGCGAUGCGCGAAGUGUCUCGUGCCAACAUUGCAUGCUUUUUUGUCGCGACUCGCUGCAGCAUUGCAAGGACUUCCCUUCCAAAUGCUUCGCGCAGAACCUACAGCAGCCUCGCGCGUCACGAAGCACGAGAUAUGAACCCACACAACUCAAGUGAAUACGGUUGAAAGCUUCUUGGUGAAAUGGCAAACCUACUUGCGGGCGAAGAAUGGCUUCCGUUGUGGCAUCCAUGACGUCACCGACUAUCGCGCCCUUGCGCUUGACAUUGUCGAGGACAGAGUUGGCUUUGGCUUGAAUUUUCGGCAUGAGGACGACCAUCUCCUGCUCAUACCAUGGAUCUUCGAGUAGUUGCUUGAGUGUUCGAGGCAUGUGGUUUGUGCGGAUGUCGUCAGCGGUCAUGCCAGGGUACAUUACCCGGCAAAACUCCUUUUCGUUGGAGAGUUUGGCAAAUACGCCAUGGAGGCAGUCUUGGUUGGUGGUCUCCAGCCCUGACAUGAGGCGCCGCCAGAGCAAUUGCGAUGCUUUCGACUCGGACGUGUCAGGAAUCACGGAGGCUUUGUCUGCGUACACGGCACCAAGCGGCGCUUGCAACGUCGGUUGGUGUUGUGCUCUGCGCAUUGCUUGGAGAAUGCACUGUUUCCUGCUCAGACCUUUGUCCCAUGUCGGUUCCAGUUCCAACGCAAUGUUGAUCUCAUUCAAUGCGUCACGAUAUCGCUUGAGCUGAAACAGGCACGUGGCCCGAUUGCCGUGCAAGAAGUGCCGUUGAUCGCACGGUGCGACGACGACCGCGGCUGCGUACUUGUCCAGGGCAUUCGGAUAGUCCUUCUUCUGAAAGCAUGCAUUGCCUUCCGCUUUGAGCUCUUCCCACGUCACGCCAGGCUGCCUUUGGUUUUGGAUGUCAAACGACCCGUCUGGCGAGAUGUCCACGACGUCCGGUGCGGCGGCGCUUCCUCCUCGAUCUAACAUUUUCGAAAUCCCGACGAAUUUUCCACUUGUUCUAGACCAGUUCCCUCCACAACAAAUACUUCCAUGGACGUAUUACAUUAAAGAGGUCGAAACAAGUCGACGUCGACGUCGAGGUUCAACUUGGCGGCGAAUGCACGGAGUGACGCGAUCAAGGCGGCGGACGGCUCGACGAGUCGCCUGGCUGCUUG
Messenger RNA from Aphanomyces invadans, 3617 nucleotides. RefSeq lists its product as hypothetical. Gene Ontology annotation, molecular function: zinc ion binding. The transcript has 2 exons. The coding region runs from base 26 to 1780 and encodes 584 amino acids. Lineage: Eukaryota; Oomycota; Saprolegniomycetes; Saprolegniales; Verrucalvaceae. The record is from RefSeq and is a predicted model, not a curated record.